UCGAAAAAAAUGGAUUCUCCAGUGAAUUAGAAAAUAAGACUUGAUUGAAAUCGUACCAUUAGCUAAAAUGAUUGACUGUCUAAUUGUCAAACGUUCAUUGAUCUGUCAAUUCUGGCGCAAGUAGAUCUGUUUCAUUUUAAUUGAAACUUGACAAGUGUAAUUAUUUAGUCUCUGUAGGCGUUAAUUGGAGCAUUUUGCUUUGGAAAGUAGCAAAUCUCACUUUAAGUUUAGUGAUAAUUUCAUUUGAUUAGUGAAAAUAGCUGAGUAUGAUUUUAAUUGUGUUCAUUUUUACAUUUCUAAUCGGUGGAAGUUUUUCCCAAUCAGAUAAUGGUUCAGUUUACAAAGAUUUAAGGACAAAAAUAUUGACCGGCUAUGAUACAAAUAUAAGACCUGUCAAAGAUUAUGAUCAACCAGUUAACGUUUCAGUUUUAAUUAGUCUGGAGCGACUAAUCAAUGUGGACACAAAGACAUCAACCAUUACGUUUGAAGCUUAUAUGGUUUUGAAUUGGACAGAUGAAUUUCUGGUUUGGAAUCCAAAUGAUUACCAAGGAAUUGAUCACAUUAACUUACCACCUAGCAUGAUUUGGAAACCAGAUGUAAUCGUAUCAGUAUCAUGGACUCGUUAUUACGAACAGGAUGAUCUUGACCUUCAGGUUAAAUCCAAUGGCCAGGUCUUGUGGAUAAGAGUUUUGAUUGUAUCUUUCAGGUGUGCGAUGGAUUUAAGUGACUAUCCUUUUGAUAAACAACAGUGUUUCUUCCUUGUCUUGACCAAGUUUGAUACGACAAACACUGUUCAACUUUAUCCCUAUUCAGAUGACAAGUUACCAGUAAUGAAUAUGGCACAAUCAUAUAAUCCAGAGUGGACAGUAAACUUUGACCGUAAUAUACUGAGCAACACUACAAAUCGUAACGACACCAAGCAAUACAUUUUUGUCUCUAUGACAAUGAAGCGUAAAUCAUCGGCAUAUCAUUACAUUCUGGUUAUGCCAUACUUUGCCUGUAACAUGUUGAUUUUAUACGCCUUUAUGCUGCCUCAAUCAUCACGCCGUCGACUCUUUCUUGGCUCAUUAGCUUUGUUUAUGGAUUUAAUGCUUUUAAUGCUUGUCGGCUAUGAGCUGGGUUUCGAUAGUAACCACAACACGCCAUAUGCAGUCAAGUGCUUGAGUAUAAAUAUAAUUAUGGUGAGCCUCUUUAUUAUCAUCAGUAUCUUUGGAUCUCGUUACAUUGCUAAGUCAACUUCGCAGGCUCCCCUUUGGGUCCAAGGAUUAGUUAAAAAUGGCUUUGUUGGAAAGUUCCUUCUGAUCCAAGUAUCUUCCAAAGAGUUGGCUGAUAUUGAUUCUGAAAUGGCCAAAUUAAAUAUUCAAUCUCAAUCAUCAACUGGAACAACCGAGAUGGAUCAACGAUCAAGUGAUUGGAUUCUGUUGACAGCCAUCUUGGACCGAUUAUUUCUUAUUAUUUAUACAAUUUCAUUCAUUAUCUACCAUUCCUGAUUCUAUCUGAUUUUUCAUCUUUUUAAAACUAAUAUUGUUUUUGCAUUUUGUUAACCUUUACUAUUUACUGCAAUUCUGGUGCAAAAAGGCUUUAGCCUUCUUAUAUGCUUGGACAAUGGGCUUCAGUUGGGUAAUUCAACAGGCUAAGAUAUAUCGGCUUCAGUCAACUUUAUCAUAUUCAACUUGACAUAUUUUCAUAUUUUGUUGUCUAUUACUAGCAAUAUUUUAAAUUAAUUGAUUAUUGGUUAAAAAUUUUCUAUUGUAAAUAUUCCUUGGAUGCAAUGACUCUAUGGCCUUAGUGAUCUUAAUUAUGUAACAUUUUUUGUCAACAUACAACUCAAUCAAUCUUUAUUGUGUACUUGAGAAGAUCUAAAAAUAAUGCAGUUUACCUGGAAACAUCGAUUAGGGUUCCAGAACUUUGUUUUUUUAAAUCAUUGGGUGGGACUUGGUUCUUCGACCAUAAUAAAGAGUCAAGAAAGCUUAACAUGGUUAAUCUUUAUUGUAACUAAUCACAAUUAUCAUCAUGUCUUUAAUUUUUACCUGGGAAAGCAUCAGCAACUUAUUCUCACUUCAAUUUUUCUCAUCAAAAAAUCCAUGACAAGUUGCAGAUUAAAAUCAAUAUUUCAUUCUUAUUUUUCACCCAGGAUCAGAAUCAAUUGAUAAGUAUUUAAGUAGAUAUCAAGUAUAACCUGUAAAGUUUACUAUUGGAUGUAACAUUAGUGUAAUAAUAACAUUAAUAAUAAAAUGAUAAUCAA
This is a messenger RNA of Tetranychus urticae (two-spotted spider mite), 2245 nucleotides long. RefSeq names its product neuronal acetylcholine receptor subunit eat-2. The record is from RefSeq and is a predicted model, not a curated record. NCBI's taxonomy places the organism in Eukaryota, Metazoa, Arthropoda, Arachnida, Trombidiformes, Tetranychidae. Gene Ontology annotation, cellular component: membrane. Gene Ontology annotation, molecular function: extracellular ligand-gated monoatomic ion channel activity; transmembrane signaling receptor activity. Gene Ontology annotation, biological process: monoatomic ion transmembrane transport.